AUCAGCUCUACCGCAGUCGGGCUUAGAGGACUGUUGGUCGUGUUUCUUUGGCGAAGCUAUUUGUGAUCGCCGAGUGCGGUGCGGUGUGCUUCGCUCCGCACUAACUGCUAGUUUCGUUGACACGCGUGUUAAGCGUCGUGAGGUGUCUCCGCUCAUCACACGGUCUAUACUACGCUGCUUUUUGAUCUUAAGCAGUAACAACGUAGUAUAUCUUUGUAGUAAGCACUGCUAAAAAUCGGGCGAAAUGACUGAGGUCGAGGCUCAGAUGGCGUCGGAGGAGACAAGUGAGGAGACCAAAAUGGAGGCUACCAAUGGUGAUGGCACCGAUGGAACCGAAACCAACGGAUCCCAGGCUGCGGCGACGCCGGCUGCUGCCCCUGCGACGCCAGCUACCGUUACCACUCCAACGACUGUGACCGCCACCGAUGCUGAGGAAAGGAAGCUAUUCUGUGGCGGCCUCUCGUUCGAUACGAACGAAGCCGAUCUUCGGUCCCAUUUCGAGAAGUUUGGCACCAUCGAGGAGUGCACAGUGAAGAUGGAUUCUAUAACGAAAAAAUCCCGUGGCUUUGGCUUCAUUACCUUCGGGACGAAGCAGGCACUAGAGGAUGCUAUUGCUGCAGCUCCCCACACUAUCAAGGGUAAACAAAUCGACCCGAAGGCGGCCAAGGCACGACCCGGUGCCAAGAAGGUAUUCUGCGGUGGUUUACCACCGGAAACGACGGAGGAGGAGAUCCGAACAUACUUCGGACAGUUCGGUAACAUCGAGGCGCUUGAACUCCCUAUGGAUAAAGAGAAGAACGUACGCAGAGGCUUUAUAUUCGUCACCUAUGAAACGGUGGCAGCAGCCGAUGCAGCCGUGAAGAAGCCCAAACAAACGAUUAACGGAAAGGAGUGUGAUGUCAAGAAAGCGACACCGAAGACCGAUAGUAAGUUUGCUCAAGGUUACCGCGGCGGUUGGGGAGGUGGAUAUGGAGCUAUGCGGGGCGGCGGCGGUGGUCGUGGCGGACGCGGAGGUGGUCGCGGCGGGGGCCGUGGCGGCUAUGGCAACCAGGGGGGUUGGGGAGGGUAUGACGCCUACGGUAGUUAUGGAGGCUAUGGAGGUUAUGACUACGGAGGCGGUUACGGUGGAUACGGAGGUGGCUGGGGUGGCCCUCAGGGCGGAUACGGAGGAGGUGGUGCCCAGUGGCAACAGGGCGGAAGCUAUGGCAAACAAGGCCGUGGAGGUCGCAACGCUGGAUACCAUCCCUACCGUUAAAUCUAUUUACGGCGGAAGGACGACACUAGCACAUUAGUCAUCACUGCGCGUGCGGUGGUUGAACGCGGAAGCCGGUGGACGGAACGGUGGCAAAAGACAAAAAUCGACGAGAAUACUGAUCUGGCGUUCCCGCCUGUCGACCCAGAUAUCUCGAGGGUAUUGAUCAAUAACAAAUAUUCUGUUUCCGCCGCGCAGAGCGUCCUCGCUGUGUUUUGUUGUCCGCCAGUGUAAAACAUUGCCACCUCAUACAAAAGGAAGAGACUUCCACUCCUGCCAACAAACUGCCCUGAGCAGCGCCUAUCCCUCUUGAAAACAACAACGAUAGUAUGCUUCGCUCUCAUUAGGGCGGGAACAUAGGCGAAGGGCCGUAUAUGCAUAACACAUAUAGAAUAGUUAAAAUAUAAUAAUAGCUAUAGGGGAAUUAUGAAUAUACUGGACUUGUGUGCUCGGACGAUCAAUUAGGUUUCGCCGCCGCACGUGACCCAAUUGUCGAACAGCGUAAAAUUCGCCAGCGACAAAAAAUACAAUUAUAGAAUCAGACACAAACCAGGCAGACACGCACCGUUCAUUUAGUCUAAAGAAAAUAAUCGUAUUAUACAUCGUAUCAUACGUUCGCGAUGCAGAAAAUCGACAACCAAUGACUAGGUGCCAAGAUGAGGGCCACGGAAAUAAGUGAAAAUUUAUUCCAAACAGCAGCAACAAAAAUAUACCAAGUGCACAAUCAUAUUAUCUAAUAUAUGUAUAUAUAUACAUACAUACGUGCAUGCAUACAUACACACAUAACAUGCAUACAUACAUGCGUACAUACACAGAGUACAACAAGUAAAAUUUGGCUGGAGGCUGGGUGAACUUGGUUGAGCUUAUUGCUAAUGUCUACCUUAAUUAACCGAGCAGUAAUAAAUCAUAAUUAGGAGAAAUUUGCCGAUUCGACCCAAAUGGCGCGGUAAAUUAUUACAGAUGAAAAGAAAUAGUGCCGAAUCAACUACCUGUAUGAACAACACACUUUCCCAAUCUCUUAGAAUAUGCAUAUACGUAUGCCUUACGAUUGCUGUUGGUCCACGUUGGUUAUUUAUUUCUCUCAACACAGGUUCAACUGCAACAAUAAUUAACUGCUAUCACGGAAGUAUCACCUAAUAUUGAUUAAUAAUAAUGAUGAUGAAGCUAAUGACGACCCAUGACUAAUUUAGCGAAGACGAGAUGAGAAGAAUCCGCAAACAGCAGAAAAACGUGUAAAGACAUCCUGCGCUUAAGUUGCGGAUAAGCGAUUUGUAUAUGUAUAUAAUGUCACAACCUGUAAGCUAAAUAAAUUAAGCCACUCUAA
Molecule: messenger RNA, 2576 nt
Organism: Varroa destructor (honeybee mite)
Lineage: Eukaryota; Metazoa; Arthropoda; Arachnida; Mesostigmata; Varroidae
Product: RNA-binding protein squid-like
Biological process (GO): regulation of gene expression
Cellular component (GO): chromatin; nucleoplasm
Molecular function (GO): RNA binding
Source: RefSeq, a predicted model, not a curated record